UGCUUCAGUUUGGUGCUUAAACGCGUUGCGCGUACAUCAUAAAGCUGAAAUCAGUUCAGCUGUUGUAGUUUUCAUUUAGUAUACAUACAUACAUACAAACAAGAGAAAAUAUUGACUUGUGUUGUGAUUAUCCUGCCUCAAAUAUACUUACACAUUUUACAAUAUUUCGCAAAGUAAAGGUGCUCAGUGAAUUAAACAAAAGUUUUAACGUUUCAAAUUUAAAUGCAGGCCAUGGAGAGCAAGGAAUUUAAUCAGACUUUUUUUUUGUUCCUGGCUAUUAUUAUAUUUUCUGAUUUUCCUGAAACCUCUGCAGUACGUGUUGGCAACUCUCAGCUAAAACAACGUAUAAAAGAAAAUCAACCGGAUCUUAAACAAUCGGAAUCCUUCUGGCAGCAACAUGUUGCCACUCCCAGUAGUUCAACUCCAUUCGAUUCACCUUUUUAUUCGGCAACACAUGGACUUGUCCAAACUCACCCCUCUAUAAGCGCGAGCAAUGCUGGCCCCGUCCCACUAAAUAGUAACAGUCUUGGGACCGGCAUACCCUCCUCAAGCGUUGCUGGUAGUAAGCCAUCCUUGACCGCAGGCAGCGGGUACCUUAACUCACGCGGAAGUCUGCCAUCAUCUGCUCGUUAUCCAGCUAAUAAGAUUACAGGCACCGUGGUUGAACCCAAUCCAAAGUCUCCGUUUCGGCAUUUAGACUUCUCAACUAGCGCAACUGCUGAGCUGCGACGCAAUCCUGCACUAUCUGCUCCAGACGAAUGUGCCCGCGCUUGUCGCGAGGGCGAGCCUCCAAGAAUUUGCUAUUAUCAUUUUACGUUGGAGUACUACACCGUUCUGGGCGCUGCUUGCCAGGUAUGCACUCCAAACGCAACGAAUACGGUUUGGAGUCAUUGCCAGUGUGUCUUAGCUGACGGAGUAGAGCGCGGAAUUCUGACUGCAAAUCGUAUGAUUCCUGGCCCUAGUAUUCAGGUAUGCGAGAACGAUAAGGUUGUCAUUGAUGUGGAGAACCACAUGGAGGGAAUGGAAGUAACUAUUCACUGGCACGGUAUAUGGCAACGUGGUUCACAGUAUUACGACGGUGUACCCUUCGUUACUCAGUGUCCCAUUCAGCAAGGUAAUACCUUCCGUUAUCAAUGGACAGGCAACGCCGGGACACAUUUUUGGCACGCUCAUACAGGUCUACAGAAACUAGAUGGACUUUACGGUAGCGUCGUCGUUCGCCAACCACCAUCAAGAGACCCAAAUUCUCACUUAUAUGAUUUUGAUUUAACAACUCAUAUCAUGCUUAUCAGUGACUGGUUGCACGAAGAUGCUGCAGAGCGGUAUCCUGGACGCCUGGCAGUAAACACAGGCCAAGAUCCAGAAUCAAUGCUGAUCAAUGGCAAGGGCCAGUUUCGCGACCCAAACACUGGCUUCAUGACUAAUACUCCAUUAGAAAUAUUCACAAUUACACCAGGCCGUCGAUACCGCUUUCGGAUGAUAAAUGCAUUUGCUUCAGUAUGUCCAGCACAAGUGACGAUUGAGGGGCACGGCAUGACAGUAAUAGCAACCGAUGGUGAGCCUGUGCAUCCUGUUGAUGUCAACACAAUCAUUUCAUUUUCAGGUGAGCGCUAUGAUUUCGUUAUAACGGCGAAUCAACCUGUUGGUGCAUAUUGGAUCCAACUACGUGGGCUUGGUGAGUGUGGUAUUCGGCGAGCUCAACAACUGGCUAUUUUGCGGUACGCUCGUGGCCCUUAUCAACCUACUUCUGUUGCGCCAACAUACGAUGUUGGAAUACCGCAAGGUGUGGUCAUGAAUCCUUUGGACGCCCAAUGCAACCGUCAACGGAACGAUGCCAUUUGCGUGAGCCAACUAAAAAACGCUCUUGAGAUUGAUCGUGGUAUUUUGUCAGAGAAGCCAGAUGUUAAGAUUUUCCUACCAUUCCGUUUCUUUGUAUAUCGAGCUGAAGAUCUUUUCCAACCGAACACGUAUAACAGAUUUUUAGUGGCACCCACCGGCGACCAUGUAAUUUCACUUAUCGAUGAAAUUUCGUACCUUUCGGCACCAGCGCCACUGACAUCCCAGUAUAAUGAUAUUAAUCCAGAACAAUUUUGUAAUGGAGACAAUCGUCCUGCGGAUUGUGGACCAAACUGUAUGUGCACUCAUAAAAUUGACAUCCCACUUAAUGCAAUUGUGGAAGUAGUUUUAGUUGAUGAAGUUCAACAGCCUAACUUGUCGCACCCUUUCCAUUUGCACGGAUACGGGUUUAGCGUCAUUGGUAUUGGUCGAUCACCGGAUUCGUCCGUGAAGAAGAUUAAUUUAAAGCACGCAUUAGACCUAGAUAGGCGUGGACUAUUACACCGACAGUAUAACUUGCCACCGACUAAGGAUACGAUUGCAGUACCUAAUAAUGGAUAUGUUGUGCUACGUUUUAGAGCUGACAAUCCGGGAUUCUGGCUCUUCCACUGUCAUUUUCUAUUCCACAUUGUUAUUGGUAUGAAUUUGAUUUUGCAGGUUGGCACUAACGCUGAUCUACCACCCGUGCCACCAGGUUUCCCAACAUGUGGCGACCACACUCCACCCAUACCAAUAAACUAAAACAAAACUGUGCGACAAACCCCACAAAUGAAGCGCAUGGCAAAAAAACGAUCAACAGAAUUUCUAAGGAAUUAAAAAGACCAACAUACCGAUUGAACAGUUUGUAAAAAGCUUAAUCAAUCACAAUAUAUUUACCAAGAUUGUAUAUAUUUAUGUAAAAAUAGCACAAAGCACAGUUUCCCUUUCAGUAGUAAGAACACUGCCAACCUCCAAUUGUAUAUUAAUGACAACAUUCUAAGGAGUAUUUACCCUUUCCCUUAACGUUAACACCCAGGAGCGUACUAUCAAAUGUAUAUACCUAAUAAUAUGUGUGUAUUUGUAGAAACUGAAAACACAAUACAUUUAUUUAUUUCAUAAAAAACUCAAUACUAUCACACUAUAAUGUUAAAAUGACUGCAAGCAACCGAUCACUCUUAUUACAUUUUCUGCAAACUAAUUCGAGCUGGCUAUAUCGCAAACUUUGUAAACUCCGUUUAUUUACAGUUUGAAUGUGUUCAAAUAAAAAUUUAAAGAUCAAAGUUGUGUACAAAAUGGUUAAACAAAAUAUUCCGAAAGCAAUAAUCAAUGUUACUCAAACAUUAAAAACAUAUGUUUGUCUCAACUAUAAUGCCUUAGUUUUUAGAAUCAGAGCUAUUCAAAUGUAUUCAUAUUUACCAUUUAAACAAAAAAUAAAAAAUAUCUGUUUUAGUAUUUACAAAAAAAAUUUUAAGAGUAAUUAUCUUAUGAACUGAUCCAGUAUGUUGUACAGAAAAAUAUAAAUUUAAAAUGGUUAAUUCAAUAAAUAUUAUCAGCCUUUUAAAGGAA
Molecule: messenger RNA, 3381 nt
Organism: Drosophila elegans
Lineage: Eukaryota; Metazoa; Arthropoda; Insecta; Diptera; Drosophilidae
Gene: stw
Product: laccase-5
Exons: 8
Coding region: 223-2577 (784 amino acids)
Biological process (GO): iron ion transport
Cellular component (GO): plasma membrane
Molecular function (GO): oxidoreductase activity; copper ion binding
Source: RefSeq, a predicted model, not a curated record